This is a messenger RNA of Podospora pseudocomata, 1020 nucleotides long. RefSeq lists its product as uncharacterized. Bases 1 to 1020 code for a protein of 339 amino acids. The record is from RefSeq and is a predicted model, not a curated record. The transcript has a single exon. Lineage: Eukaryota; Fungi; Ascomycota; Sordariomycetes; Sordariales; Podosporaceae.
AUGGCUGAAACAUUUCCGCGCUUCCCUCGGCUACCCUAUGAGCUUCGGCAUAUGAUCUGGGAAUUCGCCAUCCGACCGGCCGCACCUGGAGCGCACAUUUUCACCAUUUCCGACAGCACAAACACAACCUCGGAUGAUUCUCGAGAAAAUGAAGGUCAUGUUUUAGUCUGCCAGCCGCGUUGCGAUCAGACUCGGGGUGGAAAAGCCGACGGACAACUCAACAACCCGUCAACCUACAUUGCCGACAGCGGACUAUGGACGGCGUGCAGGGAAUCCAGGAAUGUCAUGGAACGAAAGUUGCUACAGCGCGAGGAUCGUCCGAUCUUGUUUUGGGGCGACUCGAGUGAUGGGCCGCCGCCUGUUAACCCUGAAUGCUGGACGAAUCGGCAGAUCGCCCUCUUCCCCACGCGAGACCUCAUCAUCCUCCAGUCUCAAAUUUUCACUCCUUUUCGAUGGACGGUGAUGCCUGGGUCUCUUGACUGGGACAAGCCCACCUACCGCCAGUCACAGCUACCGUCGUGCGCUUUCUGGUCAGCAAUGAAGAACGUGACAAGCCAAGCAGCACGACACAUUGCCGUGGAGUACAAUCCCGCCUGGGACUCCAUGUCACUUCACUGGGGAGAAGUCACCGGGUUUGUGGACCUACUCUUAGGCCCGUCACGCGCCGAACUGGAUUCCGGGCCGACACAUGUGUGGUUCAUCGAUUACCGCCUCAAGAGAAGAAACCGCGUUUCAACCGAGAAACAACUUCGAACCGAGAGUGAAAGGGAGGAGCCGAGAGUGUAUUAUGGGGAUGGCUGUCGCUACGUGGAGGUAUCUGAGCAGGAUUCAGGGGAAUCCGGAGAUGGAGAGUGGAAUGACGCCUUUGGGGCAGACCGCUGGCACCCUUUUAACAACGAGCCCAUGUUCUCUAGGAAUGGAGUGCGUGGCUGCGUCAAAAGGGCAAAGGCGUUGCUUUACAAGGAUGAGGAGUAUGUUGACCGAGUCAACAUUGGUAUUUUGGCUUGUGAAUCCUUGUGA